Haemonchus placei is the source of this 630-nucleotide messenger RNA. Lineage: Eukaryota; Metazoa; Nematoda; Chromadorea; Rhabditida; Trichostrongylidae. The record is from the annotation of a GenBank genome assembly.
AUGUUUCAGACUAACGGUCGGGAGGUUCGAAAUGUACUGGGAGAGAUACAACGCACCGUGCGUCAGCAAACACACCGAAGCCCGCCAAAGGAAGAUGAUCAAAUGGACACGGACACUAACACAGAUGAGAAGGAAUUCGAUGAUUUCAGCAAGCCAAACUGAGCGCCUUACGGUCUACUCUGGAAGCAGCGUUCGGAGAAAUUACAAGGACAAGCAGUCAGCACAUCAGGGGGACUAGGUCGGAAGAUUUUGAUGAGUUUAUACGAAGAUUCGAAAGGAAAUAUAGGACGGUCAUUAUGAAUGAGCAAGUUCUAAUCGAUAUCCUAGGCGUGAGAGUGGUUGAGCCGUCAGAGAUGCCACUGGUAGGAAACAUGGCGACAGCGUGGGCUCAUAUGAUGGAUAUGCGGGUUCCAGCAAUACUGGACACAGGGUCUAUCAAAGAUGGAACUUUGGUGUACGUGGCCCCAAAAAGUGCUCGCUAUAAGAUCUUUCACGAAGCGCAGGAACAUUUGCUGGGCAUUUCAGUGCUUACAAAUUGUUGAACAGACUCAAGAAAGAAGUAUUCUGGCCUACCAUGGUUCAGGAUAUCAACAAGUGGACAAGGGAGUGCCAGCUUUGCUUCGCGCAUAA